Molecule: messenger RNA, 828 nt
Organism: Clonostachys rhizophaga
Lineage: Eukaryota; Fungi; Ascomycota; Sordariomycetes; Hypocreales; Bionectriaceae
Source: the annotation of a GenBank genome assembly
AUGGACAUCCUUAACAAGAAGCCCGUCAACCUCGCGGUGCAUACUAGCCCAGACCACGAUCUACGUCUCGUAGAAUGUGAAAUCCCAGAGAUUGGGCAAAAUGAUUGUCUUGUUCACGUUCGCGCAUCUGGAAUAUGCGGUUCUGACGUUCACUUCUGGAAGCACGGGCGGAUUGGCCCGAUGGUAGUCACAGGAGACUAUGGUCUUGGCCACGAGAGUGCAGGAGUCGUUUUGAAAGUUGGAGAAUCGGUGACACGUUUCAAGCCCGGCGACCGUGUGGCGUUAGAAUGCGGGGUUCCUUGCUCAAAGCCUACCUGUUUCUAUUGUCGAACAGGAAGAUACAACGCCUGUCCAGACGUUGUAUUCUUCUCCACACCUCCUUACAACGGAGUAUUGCGGCGAUAUCAUGCUCAUCCCGAAGCUUGGCUACACAAGCUCCCCGACCACGUUUCGUUUGAAGAGGGGUCAUUAGUUGAACCUCUCUCAGUUGCUCUCGCCGGCAUUGAUCGCUCCGGUCUCCGACUCGCGGAUCCUCUUGUGAUCUGUGGUGCUGGCCCCAUCGGGCUGACUUCUCUGCUAGCCGCGAACGCUGCCGGAGCUGAACCGAUCGUCAUCACCGACUUGGACGAGGGUCGGCUUACAAAAGCCAAAGAACUAAUUCCUCGUGUUCGUACAGUCCUGGUCGAGAAGGGCCAAGACUCAAAAGCCAUCGCUGCCAAGAUUGUCGAGCAACUAGGCCAAGAAGCCAAGCUAGUACUGGAGUGUACAGGUGUUGAAAGCAGCAUCCACUCCGGUAUUUACGUAAGAAUCACUUCAAUGAUUGAUUGA